Molecule: messenger RNA, 630 nt
Organism: Penicillium manginii
Lineage: Eukaryota; Fungi; Ascomycota; Eurotiomycetes; Eurotiales; Aspergillaceae
Exons: 1
Coding region: 1-630 (209 amino acids)
Source: RefSeq, a predicted model, not a curated record
AUGGCUUUUGGUACGAUUGCCUGCACUAUUGCACUUCAAUCGGAAUACUCUAUUGAAUGUUUAGAUUGGCCUGCUGAAACACCCACUGAAGACGACAAAUUCCCCGUCAUCCGGGGAGAACUAAGGAAGCAAUUCAUUUAUCUCCGAUCGUUCCCCCCUAAGAAGGAAGCACGGUUCCUCAACGGCGACUUGUCAGAGGGAAUUAUUGACACCAUACCUGAAGGUCUUACGGUGAGAACUCUGCAGAAUGUGUUUCUAUACGUAGAUGGUAAUUCUGCAGCGUCUAUCCAGGAGAACCGUUUGGCGGAUGGCUUCUGGAUCUGGGCUAUCGAUCCGGACUACGUGGAAGAUACUGAAACUCAAAGUUCCAGCGGAUACAAAGGUUACCUACGUGUUCGCCUGCAGCGGUUUGUUAACAAUUUUUACGUCGCUCGGCGUCGGCAUGCCGAUGAGGUCUCUUUGGAAGACUGGUGGAAGGCGGCGCAGAAGGAUCCGCACAAUGGAUCUUUUGUUUCAUUGGAAGAUGAGGAGAUAGAUAUCUGCGCAGGAUUCAACCUGGGAAGUUGCAAUUGCUGUUCGAUCCCAAAACCCGCUGAGAGUGACCUGCCCGGCACCCCCAUAGUUAAUUAA